UCUCUCUUUGCUUGUGUACAAGAAAAAGCCUUAUGGCCUCACCUUAUCCUAUCCACCUCUAUCACACUCUAUCUACUUCUUCUUCUUCUUCACUAUUCCUUCUCUCCUUCUCCUUUCCUCCUCAUCAAUGGCAGAAGCUCUCUUUUCUCGUUUCGAAGCUCUUUUCUUUUCUACCCCUUAAUUUUUUCAUUAUUUAAAUUUACACCCAUAUUUCAUUUAAUGCUUUCUUCACUUCUCUCCUUCUUCUUCUCAACUUUCCCUCUUUAACUCCCCCUUAAUAACUAAUACUUUCAUCUCAAUUGUUGUUCUUCAGAAAAUUAUAUCUUCCUCCCUUGUUUCCUUCUUCGUUCUCUUCUUCACAGGAGCUUUCAGUAUUAUAAUAUUGAUUAAUUCAGCAUAUUCUUUUUCACUCCGUUUAUAAUUCAGUGUCUGCCUCUUGCUUAUUAUUAUCUUCAAAGAAGAAGAAAACCAAUUUGAACCCAUCACUUUUUUUUUUUUUUAAUCUCGUGUAAACAUUAUAUAUCUAUAUCUAUAUAUAUAUAUAUAUAUAUCCACUGAGUUCUUUUGAUGCACAAUGGCUCCAAAAACAGGAAAGGCAAAGCCUCAUAGAGCAAAGGGAGAGAAGAAAAAGAAGGAAGAGAAAGUUUUACCCACCGUGGUUGAAAUUACCGUUGAAACACCAGACGAGUCCCAAGUGACCCUCAAGGGUAUCUCUACGGACAGGAUCUUGGAUGUAAGAAAGCUUGUAGGGGUCCACGUCGAGACAUGUCACUUAACCAACUUCUCUCUAUCUCACGAGGUGCGAGGUCAUAGACUCAAAGAUUCCGUUGACAUCGUGUCUCUCAAACCCUGCCACGUGUCUAUCGUUGAAGAGGACUACACAGAAGAGCAAGCGAUUGCUCAUGUCCGUCGGCUUCUUGACAUCGUCGCUUGCACAACCUUCUUCGGUUCGUCAAAAUCCGGCAGUCGGACCAGUGUCAAGGAUCCCGGGACAAAGGAGGCCGGUUCGGGCGAGAGCGAGGCGCCUGGUUCGGACAAAAAUGGAACCGAUUCCGUUUCCGGAGCUGAGUCGAAGCCAAAAGCGGCGGAGAAGAAGACAUGUGGCAAUGCGUCUGACUGUGCAGAGAAAGGCGGCGUGUCAAUGUGCCCGCCCCCUCGCCUCGGCCAGUUCUAUGAUUUCUUCUCCUUCUCGCACCUUAAUCCUCCGAUUCAAUACAUUCGGAGAUCUACUCGUCCAUUUCUUGAGGAUAAACUGGAAGAUGAUUUCUUUCAGAUUGAUGUUAAGGUUACUAGUGGGAAGCCAAUAACGAUUGUUGCAUCAAGGAAAGGCUUCUACCCUGCAGGAAAAUAUCCUCUUCUUUGUCACUCUUUGGUCGGUCUGCUGCAAGAAAUAAGCAGGCCAUUUGAUGCUGCGUAUAAAGCUCUCAUGAAAGCUUUCACAGAGCACAAUAAAUUUGGCAAUCUUCCUUAUGGUUUCCGAGCAAAUACAUGGGUUGUCCCUCCAGUUGUUGCAGAUAAUCCAUCUGUUUUUCCGCUGCUUCCUGUGGAAGAUGAAAACUGGGGGGGUAAUGGGGGCGGGCAAGGAGGAGAUGGAAAAAAUGACAACAGACAGUGGGCAAAGGAUUUUGCAAUUUUGGCAGCAAUGCCUUGUAAAACAGCAGAAGAGAGGCAAAUUCGAGACCGGAAAGCCUUCUUACUUCAUAGUUUAUUUGUCGACGUUUCAGUUUUUAAAGCUGUUGCAGCAAUUAGGAAUCUCAUUGACAGUGAUCAUUCUUUUGAUGAUCCUGCUGCCUCAGUUUUGCUUGAAGAAAGAGUUGGGGAUUUGGUUAUAAAGGUGAUCAGAGAUGGGUCCGAUGCCAGUACCAAGUUGGAUUGUAAAAAUGACGGGAGUUGGGUUCUUGGAAUGUCACAGGAAGAACUUGCAAGAAGAAACUUACUUAAAGGCAUUACUGCUGAUGAAAGUGCAACUGUUCAUGACACUUCUACCUUAGGCGUUGUGGUUAUAAGAUAUUGUGGCUAUACAGCCAUUGUAAAAGUUUCAACAGAGGUGAAUUGGGUAGGAAGCCCCAUUCCGCAGGACAUUGAUAUUGAAGACCAGCCUGAAGGAGGUGCAAAUGCCUUAAAUGUCAACAGCUUGAGAAUGCUAUUGCACAAGUCAUCAACACCUCAAUCAUCUAGUACAGCUCAGCGAUCACAAAAUGCAGAUGUAGAAAAUUUACGGUCUGGUAGAUCUCUGGUAAGAAAAGUUUUAGAGAGUAGUUUGCAGAUGUUGGAAAGUGAACCCACCAAACAUAUGAGGUCUAUCAGGUGGGAACUAGGAGCAUGUUGGGUACAACAUUUGCAAAAUCAGGCUGCAGGUAAAACUGACUCUAAGAAAGCUGAAGAUGUUAAGCCCGAGCCAGCUGUAAAGGGUCUUGGAAAGCAAGGUGCACUGUUAAAGGAGAUAAAGAAGAAAAUAGAUACGAAAAGUGGCAAGAUAGACCAAGGCAAGGUGGUUCCUGUAAGUGGAAAUCUUGACAGCGACAAAAAGUGCGAACCCACCAAUCAGAAGGAGCUAGAGAAGCAAGAUGAGGAACUGGAAAGGAUGUGGAGAAAGCUGCUUCCUGAAGCAGCAUAUGUUCGUCUAAAAGAAUCAGAAACUGGUCUUCACCUUAAGUCACCUGAUGAGUUGAUUGAAAUGGCGCACAAAUAUUAUGCUGAUACAGCUCUUCCGAAACUGGUGGCAGAUUUUGGGUCUCUUGAGCUUUCACCAGUUGAUGGAAGGACAUUGACAGAUUUUAUGCACACGAGAGGCUUGCAAAUGUGUUCCUUGGGGAGAGUGGUUGACCUGGCUGACAAACUCCCUCAUGUGCAAUCUCUCUGCAUACAUGAAAUGGUUGUUCGUGCAUAUAAACAUAUAUUGCAAGCUGUUGUUGCUGCUGUUGAUAAUGCUGCCGACUUUGCUGGGUCAAUAGCAGCAUGUUUAAAUGUAUUGUUGGGGCCACCAACCAAUGCUGAGGCAGAUGUAAGUAAUGAUGAUAAACUGAAGUGGAAGUGGGUGGAAACUUUUCUUUCAAAGAGGUUUGGUUGGCAGUGGAAACCUGAAAGCUGCAAGGAUUUGAGAAAGUUCCCUAUCCUUCGAGGAUUGUCACACAAGGUUGGACUUGAACUUGUUCCAAGGGACUAUGAUAUGGACACUCCAUCUCCUUUUAAGAAGUCUGAUAUUGUAAGCAUGGUUCCUGUGUAUAAGCAUGUUGCAUGUUCUUCUGCGGAUGGGCGUACAUUGUUGGAAUCAUCCAAGACAUCCUUGGAUAAAGGUAAAUUGGAGGAUGCUGUCAAUUAUGGCACUAAGGCACUCUCUAAACUGGUGUCAGUCUGUGGUCCUUAUCAUCGAAUGACAGCUGGAGCAUAUAGUCUUCUGGCUGUAGUGCUCUAUCAUACUGGGGACUUUAAUCAGGCAACCAUUUAUCAGCAAAAAGCACUUGAUAUAAAUGAGAGAGAGCUUGGACUUGAUCAUCCUGAUACAAUGAAAAGUUAUGGGGAUCUAGCUGUCUUCUACUAUCGACUACAACAUACAGAGUUAGCGUUGAAGUAUGUCAAUCGUGCAUUGUACCUUCUGCAUUUAACAUGUGGACCUUCGCAUCCAAAUACAGCUGCUACCUAUAUUAAUGUAGCAAUGAUGGAAGAAGGUCUGGGAAAUGUGCAUGUUGCUCUUAGGUACCUCCAUGAAGCUUUGAAGUGUAACCAGAGACUCCUUGGAGCUGAUCAUAUACAGACUGCUGCCAGCUACCAUGCUAUUGCCAUUGCUCUCUCUUUGAUGGAAGCAUACUCCUUAAGUGUUCAGCAUGAACAAACUACCCUGCAAAUUCUGCAGGCCAAACUGGGGCCUGAAGAUCUUCGUACACAGGAUGCGGCAGCGUGGCUUGAGUAUUUUGAGUCCAAGGCUCUGGAGCAGCAGGAAGCUGCACGCAAUGGUACUCCAAAACCAGAUGCCUCAAUCUCUAGCAAAGGUCAUCUAAGUGUAUCAGACCUCUUGGAUUAUAUAACUCCAGAUACAGAUAUAAAAGCAAGGGAAGCUCAAAAGAAGGCUCGUGCAAAGGUUAAGAUUAGACCAGGUCAAAAUUGGGAAACAGUUUCAGAUGAAAGUCAGAAGGAUGAAACUGUAUCACCAACUUAUCUGGCUGUGGAGAAUUCAAGUGACAAAGAAAACAAAUCCGAAGCUGAAUUAGCAGAACCAACGAAUGAGAAACCUGAUUCAAGUACCGAAGACCAGUUAAUAUUGAUAAAGAAUGAGGAGCUGGCAUUAGAUGAUACCUCAGAUGAAGGAUGGCAAGAAGCCGUUCCUAAAAGUCGCUAUCCUACUGGUCGUAAAAGUUCCAGUUCUAGGAGGCCAAGUCUAGCAAAAUUAAAUACAAACUUUAUGAAUGUAUCCCAAUCAUCAAGGCACCGAGGAAAACCUGCUAGUUUUACAUCCCCAAGAACUAGCCCAAAUGAGUCUUCCAGUUCUGCUGGAUCCAGUCUUCCUGUUACUAAGAAGUUUGUUAAAAGUUCAAGUUUCAGCCCGAAGCAAAAUAAUCCAAAUGCCUCAGCUGGUGGAGAGAAAUCGGUAAACCCAAAAUCAGCUCCAGCUAGUCCAGCUUCGACAGAUCAAGUAAUCAAGUCAACUCCUGUAGCAAGUCCAAUCAGUGUUCAGGCAGCUGGAAAAUUAUUCUCCUACAAAGAAGUUGCUUUGGCUCCACCCGGGACAAUUGUCAAGGCAGUAGCAGAACAGUUGCCAAAAGGAAAUAUUUAUGUUGAAUCAAGCCCAGCGAUGAACCAGGAGACAACCGUGUUGGAGGUCAGCCAUGUUGAGGUGCCAAUAGUUGCAAAUGUUGAACAAGAAACUUAUAAAAAGUCCAAGCGAGAAAAAAGUCUGCUUCCUCCUAAGGAAAACACUGUCGACGAAGAGCAGAAAGGAGAAACUAUGGAAUUGAUGUUGACCGAACCGCUAGCGGAAAGAAAGGUUGAUACUGAUGAAGAGAUAAAAGGGGAAGCUGUUCCAACUGAAGCAGAAAGUAAUGAUGUUGAGAGAAAAGAAGAUGUAGAGAUUGAAGAUUUGAGAUUUGAUAAUACUGAUGCUCCUGACAGUUCAAACAUAGAAACAAGAGUUCCAGAAAAAUGUACAGAAGCUUCCUGCAAUUUAGAACCUCUACCUGCUUUGGCUGAGAGUACAAAUUUGCUGUCGGAAAAGAAUGCAUCUAGUGUCGAAGAAAAAGUGGAGGAGAGAAAUCUGGAGGAUUUACCCAAUGGAGAUACGAGUACGAAACCAUUUCCAGCUGAAGGAGCAAAGCAAGGCGAAGCAGAAACCGGGAAAGAGUCGAGCAAAAAGCUAUCUGCAUCUGCACCACCAUUUAACCCAUCCACAAUCCCUGUUUUUGGCUCAAUUACAGUUCCAGGUUUCAAAGAUCAUGGAGGAAUCCUGCCUUCUCCUGUGAAUAUCCCUCCAAUGCUUCAAGUUAAUCCUGUCCGCAGAUCUCCUCAUCAGUCAGCAACAGCUAGGGUUCCUUACGGCCCAAGGCUUUCCGGUGGCUAUAACAGAUCUGGAAAUAGGGUUCCACGUAACAAACCUGGCUUCCACAACAGCGAACAUAAUGGUGAAGGCAAUCGCUUCAGUCCUCCCAGAAUAAUGAACCCUCAUGCAGCUGAGUUUGUGCCUACUAGCCAACCUUGGGUUCCCAAUGGCUAUCCAGUGUCCCCUAAUGGUUUCCUGGCUUCUCCAAAUGGCAUACCGAUCUCUUCCAAUGGUUUUCCUGUAUCCCCAGUACCAAGCGGAUACCCAGCAUCGCCAAAUGGUAUUCCAGUGACUCAAAAUGGCUUCAUAGCGACUCCGGUAGUUUCAGUCGAUGCAUCAGAAGUUGUAAUUGUUGACGAUGGCGAAAACAAAAAUGAAACUGCAGCGGAGGAGGUUUCCGACGAGUCUCCAACAGAAGCUGGGGGUGAAAAUGAGCCAGUUGCUAAAAAACAAGAUGAGGAAAGUCAAACUUCUGACAAUCUAACAACUCGCGAUCAACAAUAUGAUAAUGAAAAACCUGAUGAUACAGUUUCUUCUGCUGCAAGCGACGUCACCAUCACAAAAGAAAUAUCCAGUGAUUCAAAAGUCGAAGAGCCAAUGAACAAGCGCUGGGGAGAUUACAGUGACAAUGAAGCAGAGCUCGUUGAGGUGACAAGUUGAAGAAUUAUUAUUCUAUUAUGCUUAGAUACAGAGUGACGUGUCCUUGACCCGAAACAUAGGACGUGUUUGUAGCCAGAGGGCUAUGUAGCUGAGUUACUAAAAGCAACGCAGUUUUACAAAGCAGCACAAGAAAGAAAAUUUGCUACAUUGCAGAGCUUGCCAUAUGAUUGGCUAUGAAACCCAACUGCGACGACACCUUCUGAUGCCAUUUGAUUUUUCUGCAGCGAUGGGAGUUUGUUGAUAUUCCACUUGGUAUAAGGCUUAGCGAUAUCUGCUGGAUAGUUUGUGGGGUGACUUUGAGUUCUUUUCACUUUUAUCCUUUUCCUAAUAUUCCUUGUAUAAUUUUUUUUUUCUUUCUUUUCUGUUGAAUGAAAACCGGAGUAAUAAACACUUCCAGGAGAAACAAUCACUUGGAAUGUGUACAAAAUAAUGCUAAGAGCUUUUUCUUGUUCCUAGUUUUA
This is a messenger RNA of Carica papaya (papaya), 6651 nucleotides long. RefSeq names its product Tetratricopeptide repeat (TPR)-like superfamily protein. The record is from RefSeq and is a predicted model, not a curated record. Gene Ontology annotation, molecular function: protein binding. Gene Ontology annotation, cellular component: cytoplasm. Gene Ontology annotation, biological process: organelle organization. NCBI's taxonomy places the organism in Eukaryota, Viridiplantae, Streptophyta, Magnoliopsida, Brassicales, Caricaceae.